This is a messenger RNA of Hyposmocoma kahamanoa, 1205 nucleotides long. Its product is annotated as pyruvate kinase-like. The transcript is spliced from 7 exons. The coding region runs from base 5 to 997 and encodes 330 amino acids. Gene Ontology annotation, molecular function: magnesium ion binding; pyruvate kinase activity; potassium ion binding. The record is from RefSeq and is a predicted model, not a curated record. Lineage: Eukaryota; Metazoa; Arthropoda; Insecta; Lepidoptera; Cosmopterigidae. Gene Ontology annotation, biological process: glycolytic process. Gene Ontology annotation, cellular component: cytoplasm.
AGGCAUGCUGGGUUCCCGCAAAGGUGUCAACCUGCCUGGUUUGCCCGUGGACUUGCCCGCAGUGUCGGAAAAGGACAAGUCUGAUCUGAUCUUCGGUGUUGAACAGAAUGUGGACAUGAUCUUCGCAUCGUUCAUCCGUAACGGCGCGGCGCUGAAGGAGAUCCGCGACAUCCUCGGCGAGAAAGGCAAGAACAUCAAAAUCAUCUCCAAGAUUGAGAACCACCAGGGCAUGGUCAACUUGGAUGAGAUUAUUGCCGAAUCUGACGGCAUAAUGGCCGCUCGCGGCGACCUUGGCAUUGAGAUCCCACCAGAAAAAGUGUUCCUCGCCCAAAAAACCAUGAUAGCCAGAUGCAAUCAAGUGGGUAAGCCUGUAAUCUGCGCAACUCAAAUGCUGGAGUCCAUGGUGAAGAAGCCUCGUCCAACCCGCGCUGAGACCUCAGACGUGGCCAACGCCAUUCUGGACGGAGCCGACUGCGUCAUGUUAUCCGGAGAGACUGCGAAGGGAGACUAUCCUCUGGAGUGCGUCCGGACCAUGGCAAAUAUUUGCAAGGAGGCUGAGGCGGCUAUCUGGCAUAAACAGCUGUUCAAUGAUCUAGUUGCUCAGGUGAAGGCCCCGAUCGAGAGCACGCACUCGGUGGCCAUCGCGGCCGUGGAGGCGUCGACCAAGUGCCUGGCGUCGGCCAUCGUGGUGAUCACCACCAGCGGCCGCUCGGCGCACCUGCUCAGCAAGUACCGGCCGCGCUGCCCCAUCAUCGCCGUCACGCGCCACGCGCAGACGGCGCGCCAGGCGCACCUCUACCGCGGCGUGCUGCCCAUCGUCUACCAAGAGUCCGUGGCGGCCGACUGGCUGAAGGACGUGGACAACCGCGUGCAGUUCGGGCUGAAGUUCGGACGCGCGCGCGGCUUCAUCCGCACCUCGGACCACGUAGUCAUCGUCACCGGCUGGAAGCAGGGCUCAGGAUUCACCAACACCAUGCGCAUCAUUCAAGCAGAAUAAACCAGAAUGAAGAGAUAUCAAGAUGAUAAUAAUAUAUAUAUAUUUUUAUGACUAAGUAUUAGUGCAGACGAUAAGCGAAGAUCUAGUUAGUGCACGAUAAUCAGUGAUAAUAAUGUUAUGUAAAAAUGUAUCUGUACAAUGUUUCUCAAUUACAUUAGUGAUAGGGUUAUUUAUUUGUGAUUAAUACCAGGGGUAUCGAAGUUGCCUG